AUGGGAGAUAGAGAUUGGAGACCGUUCAUUUACGGCGGCCUAGCGUCGAUUGUUGCAGAGUUUGGUACAUUUCCUAUUGACACAACCAAGACUCGGCUACAGAUCCAAGGACAAAAGAUAGAUCCUCGACAUGUUGAGUUGCGAUACACGGGAAUGGUGGAUUGUUUUGUUAAAACAUCAAAACAAGAGGGUGUUAAAGCACUUUACUGUGGUAUCUGGCCAGCAGUACUUAGACAAGCAACAUAUGGCACUAUUAAGUUUGGGACAUACUACUCAUUGAAGAAGGCAUUUGCUGCCAGGAGGGCUGACGGUGGUACUCGAGAACACUUAGCAACUAACACAUUUUGUGCUGCAUUUGCAGGAGGACUGUCUAGUGCAAUAGCAAAUCCUACUGAUGUCCUUAAAGUUAGGAUGCAGGUUGGUGAUGAGAAGCGCAACAUAGUGCGUUGCUUCAUCGAUAUACAUAGGAUAGAAGGGGUGGCAGGACUAUGGAGGGGCGUAGCACCCACUUCGCAACGAGCGGCAUUAAUCGCAGCCGUGGAGUUGCCCGUGUAUGAUGCGUGUAAGCGUCGGCUUACUGCCCCGUUAGGAGACCGACCUCUUAAUCAUUUUGUGUCUAGUCUGCUCGCUAGUCUUGGUAGCGCUGUAGCCAGUACACCACUUGACGUUGUUAGGACGCGGCUUAUGAACCAAAGAAAAGUGAGGGAUCCAAGUAUACAGAUAUACAAAGGGACCGUUGACUGCGUCGUACAGACAGUACGCAGUGAGGGUGCGCGUGCGCUGUACAAAGGCUUCAUACCAACAUGGCUCCGUAUGGGGCCGUGGAAUAUUAUCUUCUUCCUCACCUAUGAGCAGCUUAAGGCGCUCUACUAA
This is a messenger RNA of Pieris macdunnoughi, 873 nucleotides long. The record is from the annotation of a GenBank genome assembly. Lineage: Eukaryota; Metazoa; Arthropoda; Insecta; Lepidoptera; Pieridae.